AUGUCCGCAAUUACGCCUCAACAGCCUCCUGCGCCGCAUCCUCGCCAGCCCGAUCCUUCUGGUGCGCUGUAUGGCGACGUUCCUCUUUCGGUGCCUCGUAGGUGCAAGGAUUCGCCUUACGUCACCAUUCUUUCGCGCCUCGACGGUGUGACCGCCUAUACUAUGCGACGCGCCAACGACAGCGAAGAUGUAACUGUGCAAUGCAAGAUCGAUACGCGCAACGAGUAUCUCUUGAUGGUCGGCACCACGCUUCAUUACGACAAGUCCAAUAACAACGAGGCUCGGAUUAGGUGUGCCUAUGCCCCGCUGGCGCGUGUGAUCGCUCUUCAGCAGCCGUCGACGGACCUGGAUCGCUGCAUGGUCGACCAUGCCAACAACAAUCCACUCGACAACACGGCGGCCAACCUGCACUGGGUGACGUUGAGCUUCAAGCUCAACGUGCAGAGAAGGCCGCCUUCUUCCGGUUUCAACCUGAUCACGCGGCUCAAGUGCGGGUCUCAGCUCGACAAGACGCCGCAUCUGCUCAACCAGGUCGGCGUCGGCGCGAAUUCUCGUGUGUCUGAGGCAUGGAUGCAAGCCAGCCGCGUCGAGGGAUCCCCGUCGACAGCGCUGGCUUUGACAGCUCAGCACGUACUGCUGUGCUACAAGCCAAUGCCCCUUCAACGACCCCUGUAA
This is a messenger RNA of Moesziomyces antarcticus, 675 nucleotides long. RefSeq lists its product as uncharacterized. The transcript has 3 exons. The record is from RefSeq and is a predicted model, not a curated record. NCBI's taxonomy places the organism in Eukaryota, Fungi, Basidiomycota, Ustilaginomycetes, Ustilaginales, Ustilaginaceae. Bases 1 to 675 code for a protein of 224 amino acids.